AUGCCAAGAAGCACAGGAGGUCGUAAAAAAAUACCGAUUGAGAAAAUGGAGAAGGAUGCCAACCUUCAAGUUACCUUUUCAAAGAGAAGACAAGGUCUUUUUAAAAAAGCUAGUGAACUUUGCACCUUAUGUAAUGUAGGAAUGGGAGUAAUUGUGUUUUCACCAGGUCAAAAAGUAUUUUCUUUUGGCAAUCCAGAUGUUAAAUCUGUAAUCGAUAAUUUUAAAAAUCACAACCAUAGUCCUCUUUUAUAUACCCAAGACGGUUUAAACCCAACAAUCCAAAAUCUCAACAGCUUACUCACUCAGGAGUUGACAAUCCUUGAAAUGGAGAAAAAAAGGAAGAAAGAGUUGGAUGAGAUAAAAAAUAAGAGAGAAGAAAUAGAAAAAUGGUGGGAAAAAUCUCCUAAUCAACUUGACUUAAGUCAAAACACUUGUCUAACUAGAGCUCUGGAAAAUCUGAAAAUGGAGUUGGUAAGUCAACGGUCCCAACAAUUGCAAGCAAUUGAUCCUCCCAAUUAUUAUGGUGAAAGUUACAACAACAUUGUUGGUGGUGGCAAUGUCGAUCUUUUCGACCAAACAAGCAUGUUCGAUGGGAAUGCGUCCAACUAUAAUCCUAAUAUGAUUAUUUCUAAUCAUGGACCCAUGGUUGAAAAUAAUCAUAAAACCAAUGUCUUUGAAGCAUUCCGUCCAAGAUCCAAUCUGAAUUUGCCUGAGUAAACCAUGAUCACUACAAGGACCAAGGUCUGAAGGAAGAGGCAACAUAAUCCCAAUCAUGAUUUUCAUCACCUUCAACGUGGUUAUCU
Brassica oleracea var. oleracea is the source of this 803-nucleotide messenger RNA. Its product is annotated as agamous-like MADS-box protein AGL62. Gene Ontology annotation, biological process: positive regulation of transcription by RNA polymerase II. The record is from RefSeq and is a predicted model, not a curated record. Lineage: Eukaryota; Viridiplantae; Streptophyta; Magnoliopsida; Brassicales; Brassicaceae. The coding region runs from base 1 to 717 and encodes 238 amino acids. Gene Ontology annotation, molecular function: protein dimerization activity; RNA polymerase II cis-regulatory region sequence-specific DNA binding; DNA-binding transcription factor activity, RNA polymerase II-specific. The transcript is spliced from 2 exons.